Molecule: messenger RNA, 4614 nt
Organism: Procambarus clarkii (red swamp crayfish)
Lineage: Eukaryota; Metazoa; Arthropoda; Malacostraca; Decapoda; Cambaridae
Source: RefSeq, a predicted model, not a curated record
CUCGUGUAAUGCUCUCGACGACUAUUAAGCAAUGUGACGUAAGGCAGACUAUAGCGUAGUGGAGUUUACCCACCUGCUUCUCAGUGUAUACCUAUCAUGUAAACCGCCGGGUUAACGUGAAGACGGAAGAGGCUACCCCUAUGGUAACAGUAUCCAAAAGCAACACCAAUUCAUCGACGAAUCAAUGUAAUCAUCGUCGAUUCAACUUCGAACCAACGCCACUCCUGGAUAUUGCUCCCAUUGUGUCGACAGAGAAUCUUCUAUCCGAAACGUGCUACAAAAGCUACAAUGGGUGGGUCUUCAAAAACAGCUCGUUCCGGCUGGUUCAGGUUAGCAUCGCCAUUGUGGUGGCGGUGCUCAUUCUGCUCUCCUUAGAUCGUUCCAUCGGCAUCACCAACAGUAUACUCCCGUGUCGGCCCGACGGGAGCCUCGGGGACGGCGAUAAGAAUCAAACACCAACGGGGAUGGAUGAAGAAGCGAGCGACAACGAGAUCUCGUUCGAGGACAAUAAGAGAAGAGAAUCGGGCCCCGAAACGUCAAAGGGAGAGAACAUGAAUACAACCUGUAGUUGUCGUCAGGUGCAUCCCAAGUUAUCGAACACCAUCUUGGGUCACUUGAAGCAGAUACAUCCAUCCACGAACCGAAGUACCUCAGAUUACCUCAAGAUGCAGCAUCCUAACUUCCCUGUAGAUGCUGUUAUGGACAUGGCGACUCGAAAUAUUAAGUGUCACUUGCUACCUGAGUACGCGAGCAUUAGUUGGGUCAACACAUUCUGGCAGCGGGCGGCGACUACGAAGGACGUCACCCUCUACCUGUACUCUGCUGUCUAUGACAACAGGAGUAUGACGGCAGACGUGCAGCCGUGUGUGCGUGUGUUAGUGAUCAGCAGGAGUACUAAGCCACCCAGACCUUGGUGUCACCUGUGGUUCAACGCCACAAAGCCACCCCAAGCCGUGAAGGCCCUCAGAGUAGAGUACCUCGACUACCACAAGCCGAGCUCGGAGACCAGCAUGCCUUUCUUGGUCACCUGCCCGCUGCCUCAGGAGUACGCCCACCUGAAGCCCAUCGCCGCCUCCCUCCUCCCAAAACCAUGUACCUACACUUCCAAUCUCCUACAGGUCACCGGGUCGGGGUCGCUGGAGGAGUCUGCGUUUGUCGAUGGCCGCUUCCCACACUCCUCCAGGAAGCAUGCGGAGUACACGGUAGCCGUGUGUGGACCAGCCCUCUACUACUACCACCAAGACUUCUCCUUCCGUCUGGUGGAGUGGCUGGAGCUCUUGCGGGCCAUGGGCAUCAGCAGGGUGUUCCUUUAUGAGACAGAUGUACACCCCAAUAUGGAGAAGGUGUUGCGGUACUACGAGAGUCAAGGCUUUGUGGAAGUGACCAAGUAUUCCUACCCUCCGCCCUACGAUAACGAACCCAGCACGAGGAGGUUAUGGACUAACACUCACCGGGUCCAGAUGUUCGCCCAAGAGAACAUCUACUUCAGCGACUGCCUCCUGCGGCACAUGCACCAGCACCGCUUCAUCGCCCACUUCGACCCAGACGAAGUGCCUUUCCUCCUCCACCACGAUAACUUCACACACUUAAUCAACGAGCUGCUUAACAAGUCGCAUAUGGAGCUGGGCAAGAAGGCCAAGAGUCUUCCAGCGGGUUAUAAGCUCCAGUGGAACAUCUUCUACGACGACCUCCAGCCUCCUCAGAGCACUAGAGACCUUCCGCCGUAUCUACACGCCUUGCGACACACACUGCGGCCCAAGGCGGACUUCCCUCAGUCUCCCGGCACCUUCAAGGCCAUCUACGACAUGAACACCGUCACUGGAGUCUUCUCCCAUGGCCCCAUCGUGUGCGGCUCUGGUAAAUGUCACUCAGACGUGAAGCGAGUAGACGCCAAGAUAGCUUACCUGGGCCACUUCACCAGGACGUGUGGAGACACCUGCAGGAAGGAAGGGUACCUGAAGGAAGACUCGACGCUACUUCGAUACGAGGAAGCAGUGAGGGUCACUGUGGAGAAGGUGCUCGGGGAGCUGGGUCUCUUGUAGCACACCCGCCGCGACGUCACCAGGAGCUGUCCCCACCGUCUUCCAUAACACACAAACUCUUAGAUCUAAGUGAAUGCAUUUUGGAGGCAAAAAACAUCAACAGGAUGUUUGCCUGUUGAUGUUUGGAAGCUCGUAUGCAGAUGUUUAGAGGCUCGUAUGUUCUGUGUUUGGAGGCACAUAAGCCAAUAUUUUCAAACUCAUAUGUGGGGUAAUUGAAGGUUUGUAUGUAGCUGAUUGGAGGUAAAUAUGUGAUUGCUGGGAAGCUCAUGUGAGCGACUUCACAAACGCAUAUGUAUGUAUGGAGGGAUUUUGAGUUGUAUGUAUGUCAGACUCGACACUGCAAAAUACAUUCCAUCACAAGGAUAGUGAAAAAAAGCGAUGCAAGCAUACCUGAUACAUAAUAGUAACAAUUCUAUGUAUAUUUGAUAAUUUUGUAUUUAAAUAAUAAUAUAAUUUGUGAUAGGAUAAAAACCCACACACUUGUGUAUUUGUGAGAUUUAGGUAAAAAAAUUACUCCCAAGUCUUUUGCACGUACCUGAGUGCUUUACAUCUCAAUGUUUAAUCAUCUCAACGUCUAAUAUGAUUAGACGCUGAGAUGUAAGUCUCAUCCUAACCACACACUCAGACCUUGACAAAGCACUCAGGGGAGGGCGAAAGACUUGAUGUAAUUUCUUUACCUAUAUCUGUCUGUAUAUCUAUAUUUUUAUCUAUAUACCUGUCUGCGAGUAGACAUUAACAUUACUUAUAUAUUGUGAUGUUAUUCAUUCAUACACAAUGUCAAUAUUCACAUCCUCCAUAGGUAAACAUUCCACGGAAGAAUGUUCAUCUGCCGUAAAGUUAUCAUUCAUUCAUUCAGUGCCAAAACAUAUCGCCUAAUAUUCAUUCAUAAUAUCAUCUGGGCCAAUCAUGGAUCUUCCGUCCAUACGGUGCUAUUUUCCCUUGUACAUUUAUUUUUCUUAAAGUAGCCAAAAGUCUGAAUUAACAUCACACACACACACACACACGCGCGCGCUCGCGCGCACACACACACACACACACACACACACACACACACACACACACACACACACACACACACACACACACACACACACACACACACACACACACACACACACACACACACACACACACACACAUACAUUGUCGUCUUUCCCUUGAGGGGGAAGGGGACACAGGUGGAAGCUGAGUAUCCACAUGAGCCACAGAGACGUUAGAAAGAACCUUUUCAGGGUCCAUCUGUUAGUUAACAGAUGGAAUGCAUUAGGCAGUGAUGUGGUGGAGGCUGACUCUAUACACAGUUUCAAAUGUAGAUAUGAUAGAGCCUAGUAGGCUCAGGAAUCUGUACACCAGUUGAUUGACAGUAGAGAGGCGGGACCAAACUCCCGCAAGCACAACUAGGCGAGUGCACACACUUGGAUCUGUAGUUAACUUGAUCAUUAGCUCACUCAGUAGCCCAUUCUCUUGAUCUUCCACAACGUAUAAAAUGCAGAGUGCUAACCGAACCAGAAAUACACGAACCCAAGUCACCCACCUAACCUAAUCUACUAUUACAUAGAAAAUGUGGAUAUUUAUGAGCCACUAUUUUUCAUAAUACAGUACUUUGUAACUUGUACGUUGGGGUACUGUAACGUGCCAUAACAUCGCAUUGGUUGAGAAGACUGGUUGACGACUCGACUCUAGAUCCUUACUGUACCGUUUUGAAACGUUCAAGACGGAUGUAUGGCAGGACCAAGACGAUUCCUGUGUUAUUGACCCGAGUAGAUUUUAUAAACGUUUUAUAAAUCCUUCGGGGAAAGGUAUUCAUGGAUAUCUGGAGCAGCUUUUCAGAGUACCAAACAAGGAACUUUAGGGAGCUGCUCCAGGGUUCAUACACACAAACACACACACACACAUGUAUACUAAUGAAAGGAAUAAUUUCAGUACUCAUUUUUACAAAUGAUACCUUAGGAAGUUUUGCAUUUAAUGCAAUUAGCCCGUUCCUCGAUCCUCCCACCACCACGACCUCGACAAACUCCAAGAGUGAGCAAACAAAUGGUUGUUGGAGAUUAAUCGAAACAAGUGUAAGGUUGUGAAGAUGAGAGCGGGAGACAGAAAACCAGGAGUUAUCCCACACCUUAAAGGGAACGCAGCGGCGAAAAUCAGAAAGAGUGAAAGAUCUGGGAGCGAAUACAAUUCCAACACUAACACCGGAGGCUCACACGAUAAGAGGUGUAACGUCGGCAGAAUGUGGAGCGCUGGCAAACAUAAGAACGUCAUUUAGAAACCUAAAUCAAGACUUUCAUGCCAAUCUGCACCACAUUUUUCAUAUUAAUACUGGAACAUGCAGCACCGACGUGGAGUCUGCCCCACAUAGAGCAUAAAAGCAAAACUGGAAAAUUACAGAGGUUUGCAGCAAGAUUAAUGUCAGAGAAAAGAGGGUUAAGCUAUGGAUAGGUGAAUGGAACUCGAUCUCAUAACCCUAGAGAACACAUGGAAUAUGAUCACAAUAUACAAGAUACUGAGGGGGAAUAGAUCAGGUGGACAUGGAUAGCCUCCUUAAAUUGAGAGAACAUAGGACGAGUGGACGCUA